GGUGGUAGCGGCGGCAGUGGUGGUAUGAAACCAUUGCGGAUCGAGGACGGUACCAAACAGUUGAACGUGAUCGACGACAAUGGCAGAUACCAUUACGGUGGCCAUUACAACGGUUACUCGCUGCGCCGGACCGGCUCCAGGGAUUUUCAGAAUUCGUUGGAGAGGAUGAGAAGCGAUUCCAGAAUGCACUGCGACUCGAGGACGCAGAACGGUGCCGAUUCGAAGUUUAACGCGAGAAUGCAAAACGACUCGAGCUUCGAUUCCAGGACGCAAGACGGUGACUCGAAAUUUGAUACCAGAGGAGCGCACAGCGACGGUAGCUUCGACUCGAAGUUCGAUUCCAGCAGAGUUCAUGGUGACUCGAAGAGCGACUCGAGUUUUGAGUCCAGAAUAGUUCACGGCGACUCGAAAUUCGGUUCGAGAUCGCAGAGCGUCGACUCCCGCGUGCAGACCGAUUCGAAGUUCGGUUCCCGAAUCCAUAACAACGAUUCCAGCUUGGAUCUGAAAACGCCGAAUCAUUCUAGGACUCCGAACAACGAUUCUAGUUUCAAUUUACGUACGUCGUCGGCCGAUUCGCGAAUACCGAGCAAUGACGAAUCGAGCUUUGAGCUGAGGAACCAAAACGACGGCAGCUUCGAUCCGAGGAGCCAGAACGAAGUCGGCCACCAUAACGAUCAUCAGCCGCCGCCGCUGCCCUCGAGGCACGCGAACUAUCCGACCCUGCCUAUGAACGGUCACAUAAGUCAUCAGUAUCACCACCAUCAUCAUUUCGCCAGGGACAAAGAGAGAUUGUCGAGGGAGAGAAGCAGGGACAGGGUGGACAAGCACAGGGAGAGACAGAUGGAGAUGGAGAUGAGGGAUGGGGUUGAUAUCGGCCAGAUUGGGACGUAUCGGGCGUAAUGCGAGCCGACGGGGCUGGAAUUGAAAUGGAAACGCGAGCGUGAGAAUCGUAAACGGAAACGGAAUUCGAGAGGAAAAAGCGAAACGAGAGGAGAAAUGGGCAGAAAAAUUGCGAGCAGCUGUAAAAAUUGUGCAAGGAACGAAAGAGAAUAGAAGACUGAGUGAGCUCGAACGCAAAACGAGAUUCAAAACCGUAUAUCCGUUUGCUCUCCCUGGACAAAUUGAAACAUUAGAACGGAGCGAGUCGUCGAGUCUUCGAGUCUUUAAGUGCCAGCACGAAGCGAAUGAGAAAAUUGUGAGGUUCGGUAGGUGAUAUUGGAAAAUCAAAAGACUGAGUUUACGUAGAGUCAGGGGACAGGGUUUUUAAAGACGGGUUCUUAACGAAAUUGGACGGCGACGGUGAACGAGAAACAAUGAAACGUUGAAAGGAUCGGGUUAAUAAAAAUCGGGAUAAAGGAAAGAAUCUAUACAUAUAGCGAACCAUGGCUAAUCAAGACUGAGCUUGGACAUUCGUGCGGGGAGAAGGGAGUUGAGGGAUCGUUCUAAUUCGAUUAUUAUUUAAAAGAAAAACAUGCUUAGGAACUUUUGUGCAAGAUGAAAAUGAAGGGGAGUGCGAAUAGAAGACGUUAGGUACGUUUCGAGUCGAACUGUGAGGAUCGUGGAAAUUGCAUAAGAGUAAAAUCGUGAUCGAAUAUAGAAGACUGAGUUCGACGAUAGAACGAAGGACUAUUAGCGACGGUGCACGAGGUGACUGUGUUCGUAAAGGAAAAUAAAAGACAGUAGGUAACGAAAUCAGUAACAGGAUAGAGUGUGAGUAACGAGUGAAUUGAAUCUUGAAAACUUUAUCGAUCGUAUCGUUUCUCGAUGGAGACGAACUGUUGAAAAAAAGUUGUAAAAAUCGAAUACCGAUACGACUAUUAUUGAUAAUAUUCAAUAAGUUCGAUAACCUUCUGCGAAUAAGUAAUAAUAAUAAAAAAAGGGGGGGAAUUAAUAGAGCGACUGAAUCGGUGUGAAAAUUAAUGAAACGGAGCGCGGAUACACCGGGAUAAAUAAAAUCGUGAUGGAAUUGAAUCGGGAGUUACAUAAAUCAAAUUGAAGACUGAUUACGAUGGAACUCGGUAUACACGUUAACAAAAUACCUAAAACGCGUGUAUCGCGAACGGUGAUUAACCGAUACACGUGUACAUUCCCACUGUCUAUCAACCAGUGUUCGCUCAAAUCCGUGUUUCAAACACUACCAAUGAUUUUAGACAUUUUUUUAUAAGAUCUUAAAGUUUUAAUAUCAAACUUUGUGUUCAAAUUCCCCGUGUAACAUUUCCAACAGAAAAUUAGUAUUAAUUGGAAUUAAUUAUUGCAAAUAGGAGAAGGUAAAAAAUUAUUUUAACGCUCGACGAAACUGUUGAAACAAAAGCGUAUCGAUACCCGCAUUCUACGUACAUAAAAUAAAACACUUACGAUUAGGUACUUACCUUUAGGAUGAUAAAAUCGAAGUCUAAAGAAAAGGCUAUAGGUAUACGAUCAAAACUAAUGUUAUUCAAGUGCGCAUUGCCUUUCGUUUAAGAAAUUUAAGUGUUCAAUACAUUUCUUAUAAGAUUCGCGAACGGUGGCAUUGCGGCAGAUUAUCUAAGGACAAGCAAAUAUACUAGGAUGGAUUCAUAAAAUUUAAUUUGAAACGAAGUCGAUGCCAAGACAUUCGCACAAAUUGUUUAAAAAUAUAAGGAAGACAGUUCCAAUGCCAAAAUUGUUGGCCCCUCGCGUCCCGAGGCAGAUCAGACUCGAAGUAAGUCUAAGUAGUUCGGGUCUCCCGAGGACCGCCGGACGACGCGUAAGUAGUGCGAGCCAGCCAUUAGUCGGACAUCCUAGAGACAAAUACUAUUAAGCGCAAAAUUGAUCAUUUUCUUCCACUCGCGGUUUUUGGAUUUCGUUCAAAAUUGAAUAUUCAUUAUAUUUACGGGCCGAGUUUAAGUGAUCGCUUCGUUGAAUUUAAACGAAACAAAAAAUUACCGGAAGAUUAACUGUGACAAAUUGAGGGGCGUAAAGGGCUGAACGAUACUACCUAUAUUUAUGCCGGUCAUUCUUCUUUUGUAAUUUUUUACAAUAAUUAUACAGCUGUACGUAUACUACUUACAUUAUUUGAACAGAAAUCUGUUUUAUACCGUUUGUCACGAUUUGUAAAUUGAAGUAAUUCGUUUCUACGUUCGAUCUCGAACGUGCGUUGACAAAAUCACGAGAAGAUGUUGACGUCGAUUUCUAUGUCGGUGUCAGAAAAGCAUUAACGAGAAAUCUGUGUACAGAGUGGUACACGGAGUAGAGAAAGAGAGGAAACCGUUGGAAACGUGUUCGAAACUUAUAUCCUAUACGAUUCUAAUUCGACGUUCGAAUUAAAAUUCGAAUAAUUAAUUUACGAUUAGCGAGUAAGUCACCACUAGAUAUACGAUAUCAGAUAUUAUUUUUUAAGCGAGGUAACUCCGCUUGUUUGGACGCAGUGGUAAUGUAAAAAACUUCGUUGACACGUUCUUAACAACACGAAGGUUGAGAAGAUCACCUAAUUUUUAUCGGAUUCGUGACUGGAUCAUCGAAGAGGUAUUGGGAAAAGAGUUAACCCAUUGACUGGCAAAUGUAUUUUUUGUUUCCCCUAAAAGGAAUGCAUCAAAUAAGAUAAUGAACGAGGCAACAGUUUUUUCUAUCCCCAGUCAAAAGAAAGAGCGAUCAAAAGAAAACCGUUCGUCAAACAAUUUAAUUGAAAGAGGGGAACCAUAAUGAAUCACAUAUUUCUUUACUCUCUGAACGAUUGCCGGUUAACGGGUUGCUUAUAGUGUAAUUAACCGAUUGUAAUUAAAUAAAGAAAUUAACUGUGUAAA
Ceratina calcarata is the source of this 3761-nucleotide messenger RNA. RefSeq lists its product as uncharacterized. The record is from RefSeq and is a predicted model, not a curated record. NCBI's taxonomy places the organism in Eukaryota, Metazoa, Arthropoda, Insecta, Hymenoptera, Apidae. The transcript has a single exon. Bases 25 to 900 code for a protein of 291 amino acids.